Lacerta agilis (Sand lizard) is the source of this 1371-nucleotide messenger RNA. RefSeq names its product CXXC repeat containing interactor of PDZ3 domain (gene CRIPT). The record is from RefSeq and is a predicted model, not a curated record. Gene Ontology annotation, molecular function: PDZ domain binding; microtubule binding. The coding region runs from base 130 to 435 and encodes 101 amino acids. The transcript is spliced from 5 exons. Gene Ontology annotation, biological process: cytoplasmic microtubule organization. Lineage: Eukaryota; Metazoa; Chordata; Lepidosauria; Squamata; Lacertidae. Gene Ontology annotation, cellular component: dendrite.
AACCCGGAAGAGGAAGUGGCGACGCUGAGGCGGCUGCCGGAAGUUGAAAGGACCCGACUCGGUUUGUUUUGGUGGCAGCUGACGGGGACGGCGCUUCUGUUCCGCAGGCUUCGUCGCGGGUGGUUCGCCAUGGUGUGCGAGAAGUGUGAGAGAAAACUUGGUACUGUAAUUACACCUGAUACAUGGAAAGAUGGUGCAAGAAACACCACAGAAAGUGGUGGGAGAAAACUAAAUGAAAACAAGGCAUUGACAUCAAAGAAGGCAAGGUUUGAUCCUUAUGGUAAAAACAAAUUUGCAAUAUGCCGAAUUUGCAAAAGUUCAGUUCAUCAGCCAGGCUCCCACUACUGCCAGGGAUGUGCCUACAAAAAGGGCAUCUGCGCAAUGUGUGGGAAGAAAGUGUUGGAUACGAAAAACUACAAGCAAACAUCCGUUUAAUUAUAUACUACGAACUUUUUCUUGACCAGCUUUAAAAACAAUUAUCAACGUUGGGAAAAAAUGACAGAGACCUUCAGAAUUUGCAUGGACCUUUAGUUGCACUGUGUUAGUGCUGAUUGUAAACCUGGAUAAAUGGUCCUAUUCACACCUGUAUAAAUUUAUAGUAAGAAAACUCUGGUGUAUUAGCAACUUGAUAUGGUCACAAUUGCCAUUUGGUGUUUUGAUCUAGUGAUAUUAAUAGUGAUCUGCUAGUGACACUUAAUGGUAUAAAUAGAAAAAAUGUUUCAAUUCAACUCAUUAGGCUUGUUUUGAGGAAAAACUCAAAAAAGCCAGAUCAACUUUUUUCUUCACCCCACUGCUAUAACAAGAAUUUGUAGAUUGCAAGUCUAUCAGCAGAGGGACUGAUGAAAUGGCAUAAAAUGAUUUUUUUAUGGUUUACUUGCAAAUGUAUAAAACGCUGCACAACUUAGAACCCACCAAGCCAACCACCAGGAGCUCUGUAAGCUUCCCGGUUUUGUUGCCUGCGAAAACAAAAUGUUCUCAAGAAGCUGACAGGUUAAACUACAUGUUUGGUGGGCUUCAUUCAACUAGGUGAGUCCAACAUUCUUAGAACCUGGUAUAUAACAAGUGUGCUGUCAUUGCCAGCAUUAUUUCCUUUAAUCUGGUUUUGUUGGGAUGAAGCUUGAAGUUGAAUGAAGAAACCUAGAAUAAAUUAGCCUUUAACUUCAUGAUUCAAAAUUGGCGUUGUGGCAUUACUUGUGCAUGGAUGAAAGAGGUGCUUAAAAAAAGAGGUGACUACCAUAUAAUCUUGGCUGAGGGUGGUAUUAGGGUGUUCUUGUGUUAUUUUUGUUUCUUAGUGUGUUAUUCUUUGAUCUGUUCAAUAGUUAAUACAUCCCUUGCAUAUUGGUGUUGCCAUUUUGUAGAGAAUAGAAGCAA